Molecule: messenger RNA, 2406 nt
Organism: Pocillopora verrucosa
Lineage: Eukaryota; Metazoa; Cnidaria; Anthozoa; Scleractinia; Pocilloporidae
Source: RefSeq, a predicted model, not a curated record
CAUGACAUCAUUCACGACGACAGUCGAUAUACGAAAAUUCGAACGCCAGUCAAAAGAAGUAUUAUCCUUUUAUGUUGCAAAAGGGUUUUAGUUACUGCAACAAAGUUUUCGCGUCGCUUGCACGAAUCUUCGUUUGAGCAACUUUGCGGGAUCGAUCUUUUAAGUCCUCGUUUCAAAUUCCGUACAAUCGGUUUUUCUUCAUCAUUCUCUAUUGCUCCGAAUUAAGUUUUCAAUUCGCAGUGUACUCAAUCAUUUGAAAUGAUAAAUCCUGUUUUAUCUGAUGUUAAGGAACUGUGAAAACAAGGUAGAUAGAAAAAACGCGUAAAGGUUGUCAUCGCGCGCGUUGUCGAUGCUCGAGUCCUCGUUGCUCGCACGCUGACCACUUCGGUUCAUAUACUCUGCGGCAUUACAAGAAAUUCUCACGAAGCGUUAGCAGCUUUUCACAAAGGAAACGGCACAGCUGGGAAAAAUAGCUGUUAAAAUGCUUUAGUUUUUCGCCGCCCGUCGCUUGGGACUUAAGGUGAAUCGUGGUGUUGUUUAAAUCAAUAACAUUUUUCGUUCGAUAGCGUGGUUUAGUAAAAUGUCACUUCUACAGACGCUGUGCUGUGGUUGGCAGACUUUCCACCAAGAGCAGAUGAGUUAAACGAUCCCCAGCGUGUUGUAUGUUCACUUCGAGCGCAAAUGGAUAUCAACACCCAUGGAAAUGGAAAAAUCAUUGAACUCCAGUCGAAAUUUUAAACUUCCACCGAUUCAAGGCGCUGUUCCGGCGGCGAGUAUUCUUCGGCAACCACCAAGGCCAACUUGGCAACAAGAUCAAGCGCGAGCCAAUGCGGUUGCCUUGCCGAAUCAUGGCGCAUCAGUUAAACCACGAGCAGUAAUUCACAUCCCGAAGGAUCCAUUCCCAGGACGAUACAGAAGUCCUCAUAUUAGUCACAAAAUAUCGAGUGUAUCGACACAGAGACUCGCUUCAAAUGCAGCGAUCGACGAGAAAUACGGCGAUUCGAAGUUAGAUUUUGCACCGCGCCGACAUCAGCUUCCGCAGUCGUACUCUGUUCUACCUCCGAUUCAGAAACUCAAAGAGCCAGUCGAUAGAGGAAGGCAGGUAACUGCGGCACAAGACAGAACUUCUCGCGGGGAAAAAGAGAACAACAAUUUAAAUGUUACUAAUAAACCAAUUGGGGAUAAUAGCUCGCAAAGUGAUAAUCAAAAAAACGAUGACCCGCGAAAAGUUGGCAACAGUAAUGGCAAAAACGGCGACAAAAAUUGUUCCCGCGUUGAAGCGGGAAAAGACUCGUCUUCCAGAAAGAAACAGAAAACAGACAAUCAGGAUAACGAGACUGGAGAAAGAAAACAGAGCCCUACGACGCUGUUGUUUUUAAAGGGAAAACGUAAAGGUCGAAGGGUCGGCGUUUGUGUGGAAAAUGAACCGGCUUUAAUCAACAUAACUGAACAGCUAAAAGAAAUCUUUCUUCGCAGAAAUAUGGAAGAAAUGUACCUAAUUUAGCAGUGUGCACUUGACAACCGAGUUUCAAAUGGGCAGGUGUAAGUUUAAUUUCGUGAAAGCUGUAUUUGUUUACAGUUUAACGCAGCAGUGAGGACAGGAUCUAAAUUCACUCUAAGAGUAGUGAAAAUCGGUCGAGAAAAACAUCCUACCGGUCACGUUUCUUGCAUCAUAGGCCGUGUGAAACGUGAAAGUUUUCAAAGCCUUUGCUUCGUCGCAUCUCGGUUAUUUUCUGUCUUUCACACUGAUUAAAAAGUCAAAAGCUUGGGAUUACCAUAACAACUGAUGAAAAUUCGACAAUUUUGAGUCUCCUUUGCCAGCUUAUUUAUUACGUUUUUCCAUCUGUGGGUUCGCUCUCUGGCCAUGAAUUGAAAAAAGGUUCGAGGAUUUUCCUUGAUGAUGGAAAAACUAUGCAAAACAAAUUGAAGCGAUUACAAAUCGUACUCAAAGAAGGAAAAGAACAUUUCCUAUUUAAAUAGAUCCAAUAACAUUUUACCGCUUACAUAUGGUUUUACUUCUCUUAACGUACCAAGCAAAUAGACGAAAUCUAUGCCGGUUGAAGCGUUGAAAUAGAUUAGCACUGAAUUAAUCUUUUUUGGUUAAAGGCGCUUUAUUGAAGGAAAAAUGUCUUAGGGAAAGGUGAAUUAGUGCUAUAAUGACACCGAACUUGGCUAAAUGUUACUUGAAACGAUGAAGCUUUCGGACUCAAAUAUAACUCAGAUAUAAAAGAAGUAUCACGUCUGCAAGACUAAAAGCUUAGUCAUAUUUAUUCAUAGAAUUGCGACAAACUUUUGGAAACAUUUGCAAAUAGACUAUUUAAACCUGUGAAUUCGCUUCCGAAGAUUAACUUCAAUUGGUUUCCAUUUUAAAAUUUUUGUAACAUAAAGCUUUUAAUGUUUUUAAGA